This is a messenger RNA of Moneuplotes crassus, 1503 nucleotides long. Lineage: Eukaryota; Ciliophora; Spirotrichea; Euplotida; Euplotidae. The record is from the annotation of a GenBank genome assembly.
UAUUUUUAAAUUCAGGCCGGCAUAAUGAAGCUUGCACCGAUCAAAUUAAAGAACCAAGCAGUGGUCAAGGCAGACUACGAAAGCACUGCUCUUAAAAAUGCCCGCAUCAGGAAACUCAAUAUCUUAAAAACCAAACAGGAAGCCAUCGAAAAGUUUAGUAACAACAAAAUAGGUGGCAAGGCUGCCAAGAAGAAAAUGGGAGCCACCAGCGCCAGCAACACGGGCAUGAAGGUUAACAGUGGAAAAGGUUUCCAGCUUGGAGAAAAGAUUACCAAAGAGUCUCAAGGCAUAAAAUUGCUCCAGGAAGGAUAUCUUCAAUCUUUUAUUGACUUCUUCUAUUUAACAACUGAAACAACACCAAGCAUGAUAGUGCCUUCACAGAAAUUACUUGAAGAAUACAAAAUGAAUAAGAGUGAAAAAUAACCACUUUGAAAUGUCAGAAGAGUCUCUAGAGCAGCUCUCUGAAGACCUCGUUCAGGCAGAGAACUACCUCAGAGACGGCCACACAAUCGAAUGUCUCCAGCAGUACGACAAGGUUGCUGGGGCUUACAAGAAGCUUCACGACUACGAAACUGCAUCCUACUUCUACAACCGUUGUCUUGAAGUUUCUAAGGAAGCCAAGUACAUCGAUGGAGAAGCUGAAGCCUACAUGGGGCUCGGCUCUUGCGAAGAAGAGGUGUUCAAUAUUUUUGAAUCGAUGAAGUAUCACGAGAUUGCCCUUGAAAAAGCUAUCGAUGGGAAUCUCAGAAAAAUCAUCAACACAAUCUCGAAGGAGCUUAUCAAGGUGUACAACAACAUCGCCAAGAACUACGAACAAAAAGAAGACUUCGACAAAAGCUUGGAAUAUUUUGAAAAGUGCCUCGACGCUUGUAAGAAAGCUAACGACCCAGUCAUGGAGGCCGAGUGAUAUUUCAAAAUCGGAACCAUCUACGAGAAAAUGGAAGACUUGAGCAAAGCCAUUGAGUUCGUGGAGAAGUUCUUGGAUUUGUGCAAAUCAGACGACAAGCCACCAGAACUUAAAGCCAAAGAAAAUAAGUUCAAGUCCAAUGCUUAUAAAAGGCUGGCUGAGUUACAUUCAAAAUUAGGAAAUUCAACGGCUGCUAUUUCGAACCUUGAGGCUUUGCUUGGCAUCGGAAUUGAGGACCAGAACAAGCAGGGACAGGCAGAAGCGACUCUAAAACUUGGCUUGCUAAACUAUGAAGAAGGAAUUCUCCCGAUUUCCAUUAGAUUCCUCGGAAAGCACUUUGACCUCACCAGAACUUUGAAAGACCAGAAUCUGAAAGAAGGAGCUUCCAAAGGCGCUCCUCUGAUUGACGGGUCUGUAGUGGACAUCUCGCGUGUGAAUCUCGGAAUUGCCCAAGCAAACCAGCAGAUCGACAAGUACUUCAAGCUCAUAAUGACAGAUGUGCAUUCUGUGAUCAACUAUCUCGAUGAUCCAAAAGCUGAAAACGAUAAGAAAUAAAUAUUCCUUUCAAGUUCACCAAUCUGGGCUCAGGCUUUGCA